GCUUCGUCCUCGUGAUUUAUCCUGAAAAAACCCUACCGAUUCCCCAGCAAUAGCGAAAUACCUCUCCUCGCUCCACACUCCACACUCCACACUCCACACUCAAUUAAAGCUUCUGUUCCAAAUCCCAUAUAAAUUCUUGGUAAAAUACAUAGAGCCCAAUACACUAUUUCAACAAUUUGCUCAUCUCAUGACUCCAAAAUGGCGACCGGCACCUCCGUCGACCGGAGCUGGAUAACCGCCAUCCAAAAAGAAGCCAACAACCCAUCCAAAGAUCUCGACCUAUGGCGAAAACACUCCAUCUACCUCGUCCCCUCCUGCAUCAAAGACCUAAACCCCAAAGCCUACCGUCCUCAGAUCGUCUCCUUCGGCCCUUACCACCACGCCGACCCCGAACUGGCUAGCAUGGAGGAGCAUAAGCACCGCGCCCUCCUCCACCUUCUGCGCCGAGCCAAGAAGCCAUUGGAGGACUUCGUGGCGGGGAUCGAGGAGAUCGUCGGGAGACUGCAGAGCUCGUAUCAGGGGCUUGAGGAAAGGUGGAAGGGGGGUGGCGGAGAUGAAGAAUUUCUGCGCUUGAUGGUGGUGGAUGGGUGUUUUAUGCUGGAGAUUCUGCGGCUUAAUGUCGGCCAGUUUGGGGAUUACGCUGCUGAUGAUCCCAUAUUUAGCAACCAUGGGAUGCUGCAUACUCUGCCUUAUAUUAAGAGGGAUAUGCUUAUUGUGGAGAACCAGCUGCCGUUGCUGGCGCUCGAGAAGUUGGUUUCGGUGGAGGCCGGCAAACCCGCGAACCCAGAUCAAAUAAACCGACUGGUUCUGAAGCUCUGCUCUCCAGAAUCCCCAGCUCCAACCCCCGGCAUCGGUCUCGGCCUCCAUCCUCUCGACCUCCACCGCCGCAGCCUCCUCCAAAGCCCUUCCACCCCUUCCGACCUCCCGCCACGAUUCCGCUCCUCCGACUCCUCCUCCCCCGGCAUCAUCCGCUCCGCCAUCGAGCUGUACGAAGCCGGCAUCCGCUUCCGAAAGAGCCGCACCACCAGCCUCCUCGACAUCCGCUUCCACCACGGCGUCCUCAGCCUCCCCGCUAUCGUCGUCGAUGACGCCACUCAAUACGCCUAUCUCAAUCUCAUGGCCUUCGAACGCCUCCACGUCGGCGCCGGCAGCGAAAUCACCUCCUACGUCUUCUUCAUGGACAACAUAAUUGACUCGGCCAAGGAUGUUAGCCUGCUUCAUUCCAAAGGAAUCAUACAGAACGCGUUAGGAAGCGAUAAGGCCGUGGCGAACCUGUUCAAUUCGAUCUCAAAGGACGUCACGCUCGAUCCUGACAGUAGCCUCGAAGCCGUGCAGAAGAGGGUUAAUGCUUAUUGCCAGAAGAGGUGGAACAUGUGGCGGGCUAAUUUGAUCCAUACUUAUUUCAGGAGCCCAUGGGCGUUUCUUUCGCUUGCGGCUGCCAUUUUCCUGCUCGUGCUUUCGGUUCUUCAGACGGUUUAUAGUGUGUUGCCUUAUUAUCAGACAGGGGAGGCGGCGGCCGUAAUGGCGCCACCACCGCCGCCGCCGAUGCCGCAAGCGCCACCGCCGGGUUUCAGUCCCCGACGGGGCGUCUGAGGCUUACAGAUGCUGCAUUUCUGCGUUUGGUUUUUGUCAGAGUGUUUUUAUGUUUGGGAUUUGGGUCAUUUGUUUGGUUUUGGCCAUUAUUGAUUUGAUUUACAAUAAAGUAUAUGGUUAAUUUUCAUUAUGGAAAUGAAAUUUGAGGGUUUGUGUUGAUGUAUGAA
Phalaenopsis equestris is the source of this 1760-nucleotide messenger RNA. RefSeq names its product UPF0481 protein At3g47200-like. Bases 199 to 1593 code for a protein of 464 amino acids. The transcript has 2 exons. Lineage: Eukaryota; Viridiplantae; Streptophyta; Magnoliopsida; Asparagales; Orchidaceae. The record is from RefSeq and is a predicted model, not a curated record.